UUUGGCGGGAACGCUAGGAGUGAAGUUGUGUGAUUUGUUUUAUUUUGUAUAUUUAGUGUUUCUUCAGGUUUAAAUGUGGAAUAACGGUGGUUUAUUAACUGUUUAAUAUCUGCAAAAGUGCACAAGGGUGGGAAAAUGAAAUAAAGCCGCUGGACGUAACUUCUCGGGAUCCUCCAAAAAGUCCGCUGAAAAAAUCUCAGUAAAUGACCACUAUUUUACUGAGAUUAUAUUUCAUCCCAUAUCAUCUCGUUUCAUUUAAUUUCAUUCCAGUUGAUUAAUCUCCCAAAUUAAUCAUUUUCAUUUACUUGACUUAAAGAUCUUAGUUACCAGAGAAUAUAUAGAGCAGACAAGGCAGUAUGGGCUUAGAUCCCCUUGCCUUUCCUAACAAGGAAAAAUUGUACCAAAAAAAAUAUAUCUAUGGUUAGCACUUUUUGGCGGGAAGUCAAACCUAUUAGGCGGAAUUUUUUGAAAGAAAAUUUUCACAAGUUGUUUUUACCAGGAAUUUGUAACCAGGCAUAUAAUCUCACUAUUUAUAGGUGAGCUUCAACAUGAGGGGCAAGCGCAAAAAGCGCAAAGCCGACGAUCUACAUCAAGAUGUGGCAAGUGUCGACGACUCAGAUACUUCGACCGAUACUGCUGAAACUGAUAAGUAUACCAUUUAUAAAUCGGAAAAUUACUGCCGUCAGUAUCCAGAAGAUGGCGGUAAUUUUGAAUAUAUUGUAAUAUAUGAAAGUUCCGAAACCAGGCCAAUAGGCGACAGAGACCUCAUGUCCCUUGGCGCUUCAUUGAAACGAGGCAACAAGGGCAUAAAAAGAUUUAAGAGAAUAAACAAAUACAAAAUCGGAGCUAUAUUCGAGCGGCCAGGGUUAGCUAAUAGCGCCCUAUAUAAUACCAAAACAUUAAAGGACCUGCACCUAAAAGCAUCAAUUCCCGCUUUACUCACUGAAACUACUGGUGUAAUUCGAAAUGUUCCCACUUAUAUGUCGAACAAAAACAUAUAUAAUGGAUUAUCAAGUUCCAGAGAUGUAGUUUCCGUGCGUCGACUUAUGCGUCGAGGCCGCGAUGAGGACGGCAAAUCGUGUUUGCUGCCCACCCAAACAGUUGCCUUAACUUUCGCCUGCCCUACAUUACCAGACAGUGUUGAUAUAGAUUCAUGGUACUUCGAGGUAAGCCUAUACAUUCCACCAGUUAGCCAAUGCCUGCGUUGUCUACGCUACGGUCAUAUCGGCAAAUUUUGUAAGAAUUCGCAAAAAUGCACCAUCUGCGGUGAAGAACACCUAUACAGAGACUGCCCUAAAGAUCCCAAGGAAGCCAUUUGUGUUCACUGCAGUGGCAAUCACAUAGCAAUUUCUUCAGAUUGCCCUAUUAAGAAAAAAAAAAUUGAAGAAAAUAGAACUAAAUACCAAAAAGUUGCAUACGCCGAUUUAUUCAAUGAGAAGUCUUUUCCAACAUUAAACAAGUCUAAACCAACUGAUAAUAUAAAAAACCUCCUACAGUGCGAUGACUUUGUAAACUUACUUAUUUCUUCUAUUAUCAAAAUAAUAUCUCUCAACAAGUCUGACGAAACGCCUGUUACUUCUGCAGGCAUCAAAAGCAUUCUAUUAGAUACUUUCAGUACAAACAAAAACAGAAAUAAACUUAAAACCACUUAAUUUUUUUAUGGACCACUUGAAUAUAAUUCAGUGGAAUGCUCAAAGUCUAUCUAGUAAUAAACAUGCUUUUACAUAUUUCCUUUACAAUAAUGAUAUACAUAUUGCUUUAAUUUCUGAAACAUGGUUAAAACCCGAAAAAAAAUUUAAUAUCAAAGGUUACAAAAUAGAAAGAUUAGAUAUUGGUAGCAACCAUAAUGGUGUUGCUAUACUUAUAAAAAAUAAUUUAAACUAUAUUAGAUUAAAUACAUUACAUGAUGAUUCUUUGCAGAACAUAGCUAUUAGAUUACAGUUCAACAAUGAAGAAAUCUCUAUUGUUAGCUUCUAUAGUCCUACUUCAGCUGCCUCGCAAAAUUUUACUUAUACACAUAUCAAUAAUUUGAUUGAUUCUCUUCCAAAGCCCUUGCUAUUGGCAGGUGAUUUUAAUGCUCAUCAUACAAUGUGGGGUUGCACUUCGAAUAAUGGUCGUGGUACAACACUACAUAGUAUUAUUGAAGAUAGUGAUCUUUGUAUACUCAAUGAUGGACAAGCCACCACUGUGGGUUCCCACAAAUGGCGUCCCAAUGCAUUAGAUCUCACAAUUGUUUCAUCAUCACUAUCACUUCGUUGCAACUGGUCUGUUCACAAUGAUCCAAUGGGCAGCUAUCACUUGCCAACUGUCACUAGCAUCUUGUUCAGCUAUUCUGAAAAUACAAAUAACAAAGCAAGUCAGGGUAAUUUUUCCAAACCAAGCUACGUAAAUGUUGACUGGUUCAAGUAUAAACAAAUUGUUGACUCCAAAAUUUUAGAUCACACUUUCGAUUUUUCC
This is a messenger RNA of Bombyx mori (domestic silkworm), 2457 nucleotides long. RefSeq lists its product as uncharacterized. The transcript has 2 exons. The record is from RefSeq and is a predicted model, not a curated record. The coding region runs from base 549 to 1652 and encodes 367 amino acids. NCBI's taxonomy places the organism in Eukaryota, Metazoa, Arthropoda, Insecta, Lepidoptera, Bombycidae. Gene Ontology annotation, molecular function: zinc ion binding; nucleic acid binding.